Messenger RNA from Sodiomyces alkalinus F11, 2060 nucleotides. RefSeq names its product nagb/rpia/CoA transferase-like protein. The record is from RefSeq and is a predicted model, not a curated record. The coding region runs from base 241 to 1725 and encodes 494 amino acids. The transcript has 2 exons. Lineage: Eukaryota; Fungi; Ascomycota; Sordariomycetes; Glomerellales; Plectosphaerellaceae.
ACAAACUUCAUGCUCCCAAGGCAAGGAAUCCUGUGCGCAAGCUAAAGUCCACAACUUACCUAUUGCCAGUUCAUACAGCAUCUCGUACGUUUCUUCUAUGUAUUUGAGAACGCCGUACCUCCCCUUGUACGGAGCACCCGCAAAUUCUCUUUCCCCUGACGGCUCCGGCUCCGCCAAGGCGUUAUCGACCCCGCGAUACUGCCCUCUACGACAAGCAACGGCCAACCCACAAAGCCCAAGAUGGUGACUGAGGGCAGUGGUCCUGCCCAGGGCACUGUGCCUUCCGGGACGACUAAGCCCAUUCAGCAAGAAGAGAGGAAGGAUGCACCUCCCGCGCGGGCCCCGCCGAAGAAUGACCAGCCAACAGGCCCUGGAAAUACCACCCCUGCGACUGCUCCUGCCCCGACCACCAAGCCAGCACCAAACAAGCCUGUAGCCAGGGACAACCAAGGGCCGUCAGGCGAGAAGAAGCUAUCCAAUGCCGAAUUGAAGGCCAAAGCAAAGGCGGAGAAGCAAGCUCGACGAGCUCAACAGAAGGCUGCCCAACAAGCCCCGCCCGCAUCAGCAGGCGCACCUCAUGCCCCCCAGGGCCACGCCGGCAACGAAGCCAAGGGCGGGAAACAUAAGCAGAAAUCAGACGCUUCUCAGCCCGCUGCCUCGGCCAACUCCAAAGCGCAGAGCACGAAGCAGCCUAUCGUCAUGGCCCCGACGGCGAAGAACACCGACCACAUGGCCGAUGUGCCCGAGUGCUUCAGCCAUCUGUCCAUGGCCAAGCGCAUUUCUAUCACCCAGGCUGACAAAGAUGUACACCCAGCCGUGCUUGCUCUUGGUCAGAAGAUGGGCGCCUUUGCGCUUACCAACAGCACCGACCGGCUCGAGGCUACGCUGUUGGCCUUCAAACAGGUCAUCGACUCGUACACCACGCCGCAGGGCAGCACCCUGUCGCGCCAUUUCACCUCCCACGUCCUGAACCCGCAGGUCGAAUACCUCAGCGCCUGCCGCCCCAUGUGCUUCUCCAUGGGCAACGCCGUCCGCUGGCUCAAGAUGCAGGUCAGCAAGAUCGACAUUGACCUGCCCGAGGCCGACGCCAAGAAAUACCUCACCGAGGCCAUCGACAACUUCCUCCGCGAGCGCAUCCACGUGGCCGACGUCGUCAUCGUCGAGCUCGCAGCCGACCUCAUUUCGCCCCAGGGCGAUCUCGUCGUCACCUUCAUGCACGACCCGCUCGUCGAGCGCGCCCUGCUCCACGCGCGCCUCGAGCAGCAGAAGAACUUCCGCGUCAUGAUCAUCGACGACCCGCUCGAGCCCACCGGCCGCGCCCUCGUCCCCCGCCUUAGCGAGAAGGGGAUCCGCGUGAGCUACGUCCCCCACCUCGCCGCCCUGGGCACCCUUCUCCAGGAAGCGAGCCUCGUGUUCUUCGGCGCCGAGUCCAUGUUUAGCAAUGGCGCCAUGUACGCCUGCGCGGGGACGUGCGACGUGGCCCUCUUCGCCAAUGACUUGGGGGUCCCAGUCAUCGGCCUUUGCUCCACCAUCAACUUCACCGAGCGUGUUGCCAUUGAUUCCCAGACGUACAACGAGAUCGACCCGGAUCAUCACACUGCUGACAGCUUCCGUCUGCUCUUCGAUACCACGCCUGAUAAAUACAUCACGGCCGUUGUCACGGAGCUGGGCAAGACCGCCCCGGCCUCGGUUCCCGUCAUCAUGCGAAAGUUGGAGGAACUGUGAGCCUGUACGGUACAUCAAACCAACAAUUUGGCCGGACUAAGGAUUGGUGGCGCUUGGAACUUUAUCCAGGGCGCUGCGUUUUGUAUUUGGGUGAUGCGAGACAACUCGAAUUUUCUUAUUCUCUUUUUAUUUUUUUUCCUUUUUAUUUUUUUUAUUUUUUUAAAUCCUCCCUUGGGAGGUAGAUACCAUUUGCACUAGCUUUUUGCCUCUUUGGGCUGGGCUGAUGAUGACCAGUCGUAACAAAAGGUUUGGUUGGGAGGUUCGGUUUUGGCAUUGGCAUCAGGGUAUGGUAUGAUACGAUGUCCUCAUUUGACGAUAGGGAUCCCGGAAUACAC